AUGGGGUUGCCAACGACAAAAAAGAACCGAGAAAAUUUAAGCAACGAGUUAAGGGAGGCUGCUUCCUCCUCGUCUUCAGACGAUACCAAAAAUUACCUCGACAAAAUUUUUGGAGAUAUUUCAAAAACUUCGGCUACUAAGCAGAUUGUUAUUGGUACUACAUCGGGAUGGAUGACGGGUUUCCUGGCAAUGAAAGUUGGUAAAAUCGCAGCAUUCUCUGUUGGCGGAGGUAUCAUUAUUCUUCAGAUAGCUGUUCACCAAGGAUAUAUUAAAGUUAAUUGGGAUAAAAUUCAGAAGAAGGCAGAAAAAGUAGGCCAAUGGUGUCGUCAAAAUACGUAUGUAGAAAGAUUUGUGGAUAAGAAAUUGGAUAAAGCUGAAGACUAUUUAAAAUCAAAGAAGGCUCAGGGCCAUCGCUGGUAUGAAAAAUUCCUCGGGACCGACAACGCCAAUGGAGUGUUCAAGCCCAAAGAGAUGCAUUUCUUUGUCGUUUCUUUCGUUGCCGGUGUCCUAAUUGGAAGCGCAACCGCUAGUUAUUAA
Molecule: messenger RNA, 537 nt
Organism: Cotesia congregata
Lineage: Eukaryota; Metazoa; Arthropoda; Insecta; Hymenoptera; Braconidae
Source: the annotation of a GenBank genome assembly